AUGGUCAAUGUUUUACUUGAUAUUCUAAUUGUCCAUGCAAAUAUUGAGAACUACAAUCAAGAUCUUGCCAAAAGUGCUUUUCGUAAGAGAUGUAAGCGUAAGUAUGGCAAUCAUAUCUACAGACUGAAAAAUAGGAAAACAAAGCCUGCUUACUUAACAAAUGCGUUGUGGGAAGAUUACACUAAAGCGUGGAAGACGGCUGAGUCUAUCAAGGUUUCCGAGAGAUGUUCGAAAAACCGUAAACAAGGUUAUGAGAAAGCCCUCGGCACACAUUGUAACGGAUCUGUUCCAUUUGACGUGACUGUGGAAAAGAUGAUUAAAGAGAAUAAAGGGAAGAUGCCUAAAUUUGUAGAACUUUAUGUAAGGGUUCACACGCUAAGGGGCAAAGAUUCAUCGGGGGAGUUGUGUUCGCAGCGCGCCAUAGAAAAAAUGGAGCAAGUUAAGGCAAGAGCCGAUGAAUUACGGGCUGCAGGGGAAGUAGAUCCAGAUUUUGAUCGCAUUUUCCUUGACCUUUUUGUGAAGAAGAUGAAGAGAAACCAAAUUCCCGGAGCUGGACAGGCAACGAGCAUUUAUUUCCCUAAUGUUGCUAGCAGAUCAUCCACUGGAGGCUCAGCCGUCCCGCCAAAAUUCUUCAACGUCGUUCGCUACGGUGCCAUCUCCGAUGGCACCACCGACAACUCUGAGGUAUUUCUCAAAGCAUGGAAAGAUGCAUGUGCAUACAAUGGAAGGAGUAGGUUUUGGAUCCCAAAUGGAAAAUUCUUGCUACGAAAGGCCUCAUUUGAAGGCUCGUGCAAUGGCUCAAUGGCCUUUUUGAUCAAAGGGACCCUCGUGGCCCCGGCCGAUUCCUUCUUCACCGACACGUGGAUCGCCUUCCGGUAUGUAUCCGGCCUCAUUGUGAAAGGCGGCGGCACCCUUGACGGCCAAGGCCAAUCAGCGUGGCAUUACAACGACUGCAAAACCAACUCUAAAUGCAAGCCUCUCCCAGUGACAUUGAGAUUCGACUUUGUGAGGAACUCCAAGGUUGAAAACAUCGAAUCCAUCAACAGCAAGAGCUCCCAUUUCAACAUUUUCGCCUGCGAAAACAUGAACAUAAGCCAUGUUAAGCUCUCGGCGCCUGCAGACAGCCCCAACACCGAUGGCAUCCACAUUGGGACCUCGCGCAACAUCAAGAUAUCCAAGUCCGUCAUUGGCACGGGAGAUGACUGCGUGUCCAUGGUGUCCGGCAGCCAAUCCAUUGAGGUGGAUGGGGUCGCUUGUGGGCCUGGCCACGGUAUUAGCAUCGGGAGCUUGGGGAGGGGCCAUGAGCAUGAGUAUGUCAAGGGGAUAACUGUCAGAAACUGCACCUUUAUUGGCUCCGAUAAUGGUGUUAGGAUAAAAACGUGGUCACCCUCUUCAUAUAGUUUGGCUUCUGGCUUAGUUUUUGAAAAUAUUAUUAUGAAAAAUACCAAAAAUCCAGUUGUUAUUGAUCAGUAUUACUGCCCCUCACCACAUUGCUAUUUGCAGGUACCCUAA
This is a messenger RNA of Salvia hispanica, 1512 nucleotides long. NCBI's taxonomy places the organism in Eukaryota, Viridiplantae, Streptophyta, Magnoliopsida, Lamiales, Lamiaceae. The record is from RefSeq and is a predicted model, not a curated record.